GGGGCAGGAGCGCGCCGAGUGACGUGUCCUCUCUCCCCCCCCAGAUCCCGGAGCUUAGCAUGAUUCAUCUACAGCUGCCGCUAAGAUGCUGCGCGCAGCCCCGAUGUAGCGCUUGAGCUCCGACCCUCUCGCCGCACCCCCGGCCCGGAGACUUUCCCUUUCCCUUUGGGCACCUCGGGAAAAGGCAGGCAAGAUGGAAGAAAUCCUGAAGAAGCUGCAGAAGGAAGCGUCGGGGAGCAAAUACAAGGCGAUCAAGGAGAGUUGCACCUGGGCCAGCGAAACAUUAGAAUCUCUGGAUGCUACUACAAAGAUCCCUCCUUAUCAGUUAAGGGAGAAGUGUCUCCUUCCGCUGCAACUUGCUUUGGAGAGCAAGAAUAUGAAACUGGCACAGCAAGCUCUAGCAGGGAUGCAGAAGCUACUGUCUGAUGAACGAUUUGUAUCCAUGGAAACUGACUCUGAUGACAAGCAGUUGCUUAAUCAAAUGCUGAACGCAGUCAGAGUGACUCCAUCUCUCAAUGAGGACCUGCAGGUAGAAGUGAUGAAGGUGUUGCUCUGCAUAACAUACACUCCAACAUUUGAGUUGAGUGGAAGUUCUGUUCUUAAGAUUGCUGAAGUUUGUAUUGAAACUUACAUUUCCAGUUAUCACCAACGGAGUAUUAAUACAGCUGUACGGGCAACCCUCAGCCAGAUGUUGAGUGAUUUGAUUUUACAAUUACGACAAAAACAAGAAAAUACAAUGACCGAAAGCCAAGGAGUUCUUCAAGGUUUCAAGAAUUCAGAUUCCACCACUGAGUCAUUCUGUGAUGAUGUUGUCUCUGUCUUCAUGGUCCUUUGUGAAAAACUUCAGACAGCCAUCAGUGAGAAUCGGCAGUUGCAGCUUCUCUACCUGGAAUGCAUUCUUUCCAUGCUGAAUAGCUUCUCUUCUACUAUGCACCACCAUAAAGGAUUCACUGACCUCAUCUGGAAGCAGCUAUGUCCAGCCCUGAUAGUAAUCUUGGGCAAUCCGGUUCAUGACAAAACAAUCACAUCUGCUCAUAGCAGCACUGGUCAUGAAGCUGAUUCUCCUUCUUCCGGAGUGUCUGACCACGGCCGAGGAUCAGGCUGCUCUACAACUGCCCCUGCCCUUAGUAGUCCUGUUGCACGGACUAUCUACUACAUCGCAGCGGAGCUUGUUCGGUUGGUGGGCUCAGUGGAGUCCAUGAAGCCUGUUCUGCAAUCUCUCUACCAUCGGAUGCUUCUGUAUCCUCCACCACAGCACAGAGUAGAAGCUAUCAAGAUCAUGAAAGAGAUACUUGGAAGUCCUCGGCGGCUUUGUGAUUUAGCAGGUCCCUGUUCCACAGAACCAGAAUCAAGAAAGAGAUCCAUUUCAAAAAGAAAAUCCCACCUGGACCUUCUUAAACUAAUCUUGGAUGGGAUGACUGAAGCCUGCAUAAAAGGUGGCAUUGAAGCCUGCUAUGCCUCAGUAUCCUGUGCCUGUGCCCUGCUUGGAACUCUGGAUGAGUUAAGUCAAGGAAAGGGCCUGGAUCAAGAGCAAGUGCAUCUGCUUCUCCGACGGCUGGACGAGUUAAAAGAGGGGGCUGAGACCAGUAGAGAUUCCAUGGAGAUCAAUGAUGCUGAUUUUAGGUGGCAAAGACGUAUCCUGUCAUCAGAACAUGCCCCUUGGGAGCCAGGCCAUGAAAAGAGUCCUGACAUCAGUAUUAGUGUUACCACAGAUACUGGUCAGACAACCCUAGAAGGAGAUAUGGGACAGACGACACCAAAUUCUGACAUCCGUAAAAAUUCUUUGCAAUCCCCAGCUGGACAAGCAGGCAAAGAAAUUCAUUAUAAAGAGCCAGAAUCAGAAACAAUUGACCAACCGGAUGUAGUUCAACGGAGCCAUAUUGUUGUCUAUCCAGAUAUAACCAAUUUCCUUUCUGUUGAUUGCAAGGCCCGUUCCUGUGGAUCUAGAUACAGCGAGAGUAAUUUCAGUGUUGAAGACCAGGAUUUUUCCAGAACCGAAUUUGAUUCAUGUGACCAAUAUUCUAUGGCAGCAGAAAAAGACUCUGGAAGGUCAGAUGUGUCGGAUAUAGGUUCAGAUAACUGUUCUUUAGCUGAUGAAGAACAGACGCCACGAGAUUGUCCAGGUCACAAGUCUUUACGAACUGCCGCCCUUUCCUUGAAGCUACUUAAGAACCAGGAAGCAGAUCAGCAAAGUGCCAGAUUGUUUAUCGAGGCUCUUGAAACACUCCUUCCUCGUCUUAUCACUCUUGCUACAGUAGAAGAGGUGGAUUUGGCUCUCCAGAACUUUUCUUCAACUUUUUGUUCAGGCAUGAUGCAUUCUUCAGGAAUUGAAGGGAGUGUCAGCCUUCACUUCCAGAACCUGAUGAAUGCAGAUAGCCUCUAUGCGGUCUGUCACUACAUAUUCCUGCUCAACCUGAAGCUGUCAAACGCAGAAUACUAUCAGAAGAAACCAGCCCAGUCUGCUGUAUUACUGAAAGAAUUCAUGAAACAGGUCCAAUCCAGUGGAGUAUUGAUGGUGUUUUCUCAGGCCUGGGUUGAAGAACUUUACCAUCAAGUAUUGGAGAGAAAUCUUCUCGGGGAAGCUGGUUAUUGGGGAAAUCCUGAAGAGCAUAGCCUCCCACUCAUCACUAUGCUGACGGACAUCGAUGGCUUCGGAAGCAGUGCAAUAGGCGGGCAGCUGAUGGCUUCGGCUUCCAAACAAUCUCCUCUAUCCCAGACCUGGAAACCAGAUGAUACAUUGAUGGCAGGAGUUGCUUUCGCCCGAUACCUUCUAAUUGGUUGCUGGAAGAAUUUGAUCGACACCUUAUCAACCCCUCUGACUGGCCGCAUGGCAGGCAGCUCCAAAGGAUUAGCGUUCAUUCUUGGGGCUGAAGGCAUCAAGGAGCAGAACCAAAAGGAGAAGGAUGCCAUCUGCAUGAGUCUAGACGGGCUAAGGAAGGCAGCUCGGCUCAGUUGUGCUUUAGGUGUUGCUGCUAAUUGUGCGUCAGCCCUUGCUCAGAUGGCAGCCGCCUCGUGUGUUCAAGAGGAGAAAGAGGAAAGAGAUGCCCAAGAGCCCAGUGAUGCCAUUGCUCAAGUAAAACAGAAAGUGGAGCAAAAACUGGAACAGAUGGGGAAGGCGCAAGGUGUCUGCCUCCACACCGCUCAUGUUUUAUGCAUGGAUGCUGUUCUUGCUGUGGGAUUGGAGAUGGGAAGCCACAACCCAGACUGUUGGCCUCACGUGUUUAGAGUAUGUGAAUACAUCAGCACUCUGGAGCAUGCCCAUUUCAGUGAUGGCACUUCUCAGCCACCUGUAACUAUCACCCAAGCCCAACAGGGGGCAGUGGCACUUCAGGGUGAAGUACAGGCUACAGACUUUCCCCAGGAACUGAUUCUGGAGCAAGAGGCAGCCCUGAGGAACAAUCCUGUCAUCCAACCAGUAUCCAUUCAGGAUCUCGUCAAAGAAAGCAGUAAGGGAAGAGCUUUUGAUUUUCGGGGAGGCAGCCUGAUGACUGGGAGCAAUGCUGCCAAGGCUAUCCUCACCCUCUCUAAUCAAGCCGACAGGCUUUUUGAAGAUGCUGUGGACAAACUGAAUCUGAUGGCUUUGGGAGGUUUCCUGUACCAGCUAAAAAAGGCCUCCCAAUCCCAACUCUUCCAGUCAGUUACAGACACAGUCGAUUACUCUUUGGCCAUGCCAGGAGAAAUAAAAUCCACUCAAGAAAGAAGUGCACUUCACUUGUUCCGUCUAGGAGGAGCCAUGCUCCGAAUUGUGAGGAGUAGAAAACGGCCUUUGCUCCAUCUUAUGCGUUGUUGGCACCUAGUGGCUCCUCACUUAGUGGAAGCUGCCUGCCAUAAAGAAACACAUGUUUCUCGGAAGGCUGUUUCUUUUAUCCAUGACAUCCUUACAGAGGUUCUGACAGUUUGGAAUGAACCGCCUCAUUUUCACUUCAACGAGGCACUUUUUCGUCCCUUUGAGCGCAUCAUGCAGCUUGAACUUUGUGAUGAGGACAUUCAGGAUCAGGUGGUCACAUCUAUAGGAGAGCUGGUGGAGGUGUGCUCAACUCGAAUUCAAUCAGGCUGGAGACCAUUGUUCAGUGCUUUAGAAACUGUGCGCAGCAGCAGCAGCAAAUCAGAAGUUAAAGAGUAUCUUGUUGGAGAGUAUUUGAUGGGAAAAUGCCAGGCUCCAGUAUUUGAUGUCUUUGAAGCUUUUCUAAAUACCGACAACAUCCAAGUCUUUGCAAAUGCAGCCACCAGUUACAUCAUAUGUCUUAUGAAGUUUGUCAAAGGAUUGGGGGAAACAGAUUGCAAGGAUAUUGGUGACUGUACAUCAGGAUACCCAUCUACAGAUUUGUGCCUUCCUGCUCUUGAUUAUCUCAGGAAGUGUUCCCAGCUACUUGCCAAAAUCUACAAAAUGCCCUUGAAGCCUAUUUUUCUCAGUGGGAAAUUUGCUAAUGUACCCCAAAGGGUCCAGGAACAAUCCACGAGCAGCGAGGAUGGCAUUGAAUGUGUCCUUUCUGAGUUUGAUGACGACACAGGCCUUAUUAAUGUCUGGAUCCUUCUGCUAGAAGAGCUAACCACUGCCAUAUCUAAUUGUCCUCGGCAACACCAGCCUCCUACUCUGGAUCUGCUCUUCGAACUGCUAAGAGACAUUACCAAAACACCAGGCCCAGGAUUUGGUAUUUAUGCAGUUGUACACCUCCUGCUCCCUACAAUGUCUCUUUGGCUUCAUCGCAGCCACGGUGAUCAUUCUUACUGGGAUGGGGCAUCCUCUAAUUUCAAGCAUGCCAUUGGCCUUUCCUGCGAAUUAGUGGUGGAACACAUUCAAAGUUUCAUACAUUCAGAUGUUGGCUAUGAAAAUAUGAUCAACACAAUGCUCAAAGAUCUUUUCAAGUUACUUGUAGCUUGUGUAGCGGAAACCACCGAAACCAUCUCUAGAGUCGGCUGUUCUUGUAUCAGAUAUGUGCUAGUGACAGCUGGUCCUGUUUUUACUGAAGAAAUGUGGCGUCUGGCAUGUUGUGCCUUAGAGGAUGCUUUUUCAACUACUCUUGAACCAGUGAAGAAUCUGUUGGGCUAUUUCCACAGUGGCUCUGAAAAUCUGAGCAGUGAUGCCUGUGAGAUGAAAAUGGCAGCUCCUUCAAUCUCCCCAAGUGCCGAAGCUGAAUACUGGAGAAUAAGGGCGAUGGCCCAACAAGUGUUCAUGUUGGACACCCAGUGCUCCCCAAAGACACCAAAUAACAAGGAAGGAUUUGAGCAUGCUCAGUCUUGUCUGCUUAUUAUUGAGCUGCCUCCAGAUAAGAAGUCCAAUGGCCACUCACAGAAAAGUAUCCCUUUCAGAACAAUUGUAGUGAGCCUGCUUUCCCACCAAGUGCUGCUGCAGAAUUUAUACGAUAUUUUGUUGGAAGAAUUUGUGAAAGGGCCCUCACACAGUGAAGAGAAGGUAGUACACCAAUUGUCAGAAACCAAACUCACUGGUUUCCUCAGGUACAUUUCUAUGCAGAACUUGGCUGUCAUCUUUGAUUUACUCUUGGACUCCUACCGAACAGCCAGAGAGUUUGAUACAAGGACUGGGCUGAAGUGCUUGCUCAAAAAGGUAUCUGGCAUUGGUGGGGCCGCCAACUUGUACCGCCAGUCGGCUAUGAGCUUCAAUAUCUACUUCCAUGCCUUGAUCUGUGCUAUUGUGACCAAUCAGGAAAAUAUCACUGCGGAACAGGUGAAGAAAAUCCUUUUUGAAGAGGAUGAAAGGAGCACGGAUUCGUCCCAGCAAUGCUCUUCGGAAGACGAAGACAUUUUUGAAGAGACUGCUCAAGUCAGCCCACCAAGGGGGAAAGAGAAGAGGCAAUGGAGGGCCAGGUUGCCAUCUUUGAGUGUUCAGCCCGUGAGCAAUGCAGACUGGGCUUGGCUAAUCAAAAGGCUUCACAAACUCUGCAUGGAGUUAUGUAAUAACUACAUUCAGAUGCAUUUGGAUUUGGAAAAUAGUGCCGAUGAGCUCCCUGUCUUCAGAGGAGACCCUGUCUUAAUCCUUCCAGCCUUCCAAUCAGAAAUAUCCACACCAUCUACUGGAGCCCUUUCCGGGAAAAACACCCCUUCGGAAGAUGAUAGAAGCCAGAUUAGGGACUCCCUCACCGAAAACUUCAGUCCUAAGGGAAGUACAGAUAUUUUGCUUCUUCCACCUUUGAGCCCCAAAAUGGAGAAGAAAGACCAAGGCAGAAAAAAAGAAUGGUGGGAGAGUGCUAGCAACAAAAUUUACACCAUAGCAACAGAUAAAACCAUAUCAAAACUAAUGACGGAAUAUAAAAAAAGAAAGCAACAGCAGCAUAACUUGGCUAAUUUCUCCAAGGAGAUGAAUGCUGACAAGAAAGGGGAUCCGCUCGGCACAAGAGGGCCAGAGUCACCUCUCCCCCAACGGCCACAGAAUCUGAUUGAUCAAGGCCAGAUGAGGCACUCCUUUAGUGCAGGACCAGAGAUUCUGAGGCAAGAAAAGAGGCCGCGGUCCGGGUCGACUGCCAGCUCAUUCGGUAUAUCAAUCCGGGAUGGGGAGGCACAAAUACAGGCAUGGACCAACAUGGUUCUGACAGUUCUUAAUCAGAUUCAAUCCCUACCAGACCAGAUCUUCAUCGCUCUACAACCAGUGGUAUUUCCCUGCAUCAGUCAAUUGACUUGCCAUGUGACUGAUAUCCGGGUUCGUCAGGCUCUGAGAGAAUGGCUAGGAAGAGUGGGCAGGGUUUAUGACAUCAUUGUGUAGACGACUUUAGCUGCCUUAUCAAAGAGAGACUGAAAUCUAAGAUACUUUGAGGAACAGAAAUAAAGUGCAUUUGUUGAAAACUUGUCUAUUUAAAAAAAAUGGUAGAAGGAUGUAUAUCUGCCCAUUUGCUAGUCAGUAAUAACUAGCAAGCUGUAUCCCAUGCUGCUAAAUCUUAAGAGCACAGUGUAGUCCUACUCAUGACACCAGAGAAUGUAAUAUAGCAGAGUAUGACAGAAAGAGUCUUUGUAUUAAAUUUGAAAUAGGUAUCUAGAAGGCUGAUAUUCCGACAGGCUGACAGGCUCAGAGUGUUUGAUACUGCAUAUUUUUUAAAGAACAGGAAGGUAGCAAAGAAGAUUGUGGAGCAAGGAAAACAGCGUGGAAUGGACACAGCUAUGUAAUAGGUUUUGUCCAGAUUGACCAUUGAGAAUGUAACGAUGGCUGAGAAGUCUGUAGUACAGAUUUCUGUUAUGUCUUAAAUGAGGCAUCUGAUCCUUAAGCCAUCUAAAUUUAAAACCAUAGCUGUACCAAUAAACAGGAGAGCCCAUUUAUUCUAACCUUUAUAAAACACUGACAGCGAAAACUAGGCCUCCAGACUUAGGAAGUGACAAUAUUUCAAUGUGAUUGUAACAGGUUUUCAGAGAGAAGUACUUACCAUCUUGGAAGUACUGCAGGCACCAUGCAUUAUUUCAUAUUGCUAUAAGGUGUCUGUCUAAAAAUUGGUAUAAUUGUCCAAUGCUCAUUUGAGAAAUGAGUUUAAGUGAUUUUUCUCGUUUUGAUGCAAACCCAAGACCAAAAAUAUAUUUUCUCUGUUAUGUAAAUUGCAAACACUACUUGGGUUUCCUGGUUCUAUAUCUUUGCUCAUUCCCUUCACUGGGUGUUAAGAAAUGCUGUGAAAUGUGUCCCAGGUUUUCUGUUUUCAGGCUUUCCAUUUUAUAUUGCCUGGCUUCUCUGUCAGGACAAAAGAAUCUAAAAAUUAGGCACAUGACUAGAAUAUGUAGAGUUAUCAAAUUUUUGCCCUUAUAACAAAUCUGUAAAAUAGAUCAUUCUCAGAGAUAUUUAGUGACCUUUGUAGUUUUAUGGCCAAGCAGAAAUAUCAUUCACUCAUCAUUCUUUUCUUAAGUCAAACUGGGUGACAUCCAUAGCUGAAAAUAAAGAAGUGUAAGAAAUGUUACAUUGAUUAUGGGACAGAUUGAGCCACCACAUCUAUUUAUUUACUACCUUUAUAUAAUGCUUUCUCUCUCUGUUUUCUUGCAGAGAAUAGAGCAUAACUUUAAACAUUAGUGUAUAAUUUAAUAGUCUAGUCACAACUGAGAAAAGGAUACACAAGAAAGGGAAAACACACACGUUUAUAUAAUGUGAUCAUUAUAUAAAAGGCAGUUCUUGUAGAAGAAAAAAAGGAGAAAAAUCAGUGUCUCAUUUGUGGGAAGCUGAAGUUAUGGAGGUAGCUGGCUGGUAUAGCUGUGAAUGGAAAGGAAGAGCAGCCAGUUAGAUGUUAAUCCCAGUAAGGGAACUUGGGAAAGGCAGCUGUCACCUCAUCUUGCCUUCAUAAUAGCAUUUGCACCCUGACAACUUCUCACACUGAAAUUGGCCACAAUUGUCUUAAGUCAGGAUCUCCAAACAUAUAGAAGGCUCAAAGAACAUGACCGUGUUUUCUGUCCCUAUAUUUGACCAAUAGCAGAUUGACUAGAACUCCCCAGCCACCCACCCAAUUUCUCUGUAAUGAUCAUACAGAAAUACAAACUCCAAAAUCCCCACGAGAAUUUGCUCUGAUGGGAAGCUAUAGUAUAUGAGGUAAGGUUGGUUGGAAAAAUGCAAAUGAAGCACUAAUAUCCUCUGAUGGUUUCUUAGCCAAUUCAAAAUCAACCCUUUCGUACACUUCAACACAAGUAUGGAUUGUACAUGUGAAAUCACUUCUUAUUGCAGAAAAUUUUUCCACCAGCUAUUUUUCCUUAAAGCUGUGACCAAUUCUUAAGGAUCCUAUUCUGGUUGGAAUGCAAGAGUGAAGGAAGAUGAGUUGUAAAUAUUGGAAAGUUGUAGAUCAAGAUACAGUGGAUGCCCAUGAGUUCAGGGGCAGAUGGCAUGGAAGGCAUGAGAUUUUAUCACUGAGAAAACCAAUGACCCACAAGGUCUGCAGAGAUAGUGAUUAAGUUUCUUUAGAUCCAAAAGCAAGUGGCAUGAGAUCAGUCUGGUCUGGAGCUGAUGCCAGAGGAAUUCAGGACACUAGUGUGAAAGUGCCUACUAGGCAGCUGGUGAAUAAUGAAUCCCAGCUAUGCCAAUAAAGAAGAGCUCACCUUUGAACUACUGCUAAAACUGAACAAUUGGUGGCCAUGUUUCACUACUCCAAAAAUGGUACAUAGUAUGUGAGCCCACACACUUUCCUCAUGUCUUACAUCAGGGGUGUCAAGUUUGUUUUCAUUCACGGCCACAUCAGGGUUGUGUUUGACCUCGGGGUGGCUGGGGUGGGCGUGGCCAGCUUGAUGUCACUCAUGUCAGGGGCGCCUGUGGUGGCCCAAGCACUCUGCCAGUGAAAAGGGGUUCCUGGGCUCCAUUUCCAGGUGGCCUCCUGCAACCCUUUGCUAGCGAAAACAGAGCUCACCUGGCCAUCCCAAGCUCCGUUUUACCUGGCAGAGGCGCCAUGAGCUGGUCCUUCAUUGUUUCCAGGGACGCCCCGCGGGCUUUGAGUUUGUUACCCCUGUCUUACAUGAAUAUGAUUAAACACUGCAUCUGCCUUUUCUCUCUUCAUUAAGUCAUUGUUGGAAUAUGCCCAAAUGACAGCUUGUAUCAGCAAGUGUUAGAGGCACCAGCAAAGUAUUCUGUGUGCCAUGUUGAGAUAAAGUUGGGAUCAAAUUUAUGAGCAAUGCAGCAUUGCCUGUUGUGCUAGCCUUCAUUUUCAACCAUAGUCAUCGAGCUGAUUGAGUGGAAGAGCCUUAAUCAGCCUCAUAUAGGAUGCCUUGCAGCUUGCUUGAACAGUAAACAGUCCUGUUUCCUUUGCUUCCCUGCUUUCUCAUUCAGUUAACAGAAGACUUUGAAUGUAUAAGUUGUGUCAGUUGCUGCUGAACUCUAGUGAUUGUCUAUUAUGAAUUAUGGAAUUCUUUGUCAGUGCUAUGCCCUGAGAUGAUCGUUUGAUUCUUCUAUUUGUUUGUUCUUUAAGAUUUAAAUAAUGCUGUGUUUCUAUGGUUCUUUGUGAAGAAGAAAUUGUUUUAGGGGAACAUUUGCCCUUAGUUUACCUACAUUGUUUGUUAGUGAGAUCUUAUAUGCGUACUCUAGCUUGUACUUUGAAGCAUCUGUCGAACGUGGUAACGAGCAGAGAAACCGAAUCAUCAUACUCAAGAAUUUUUCAUCUGUUCUCCUGAAUGCUGAAAAAAAAUGUUUGGAUUUCAAGUGUUGCUUUUCAGUUCUGUGCUGUUAGGUAUAGGUUACUUGUUCAUUGUGUGCGUGGAAUAACGAAGUGCUAACGUAUACAAAAAGCGACAUAACAAAGUGUAACAAACUUGUAGGGCCACUAUUACAAAGCAGGCAACAAUGAAUUAUUAUUUAUUUCAAAGAAGGGAAGUAUUACACAUUCCUGCCAUUACCAAGAAUGACCAUUGAUUGUAAACCAUUUCAGUUGCUGCUAUCACCACAAGGGCAAGUGGUAGAUAGACAACAGUUCCUGCGGAAGAUCAUCAUAAUAUUUGUUUAUUUAUUUAUUCAGGGUGACUGAAAGUAUUAUGUAACUAGUUGGCUGAAAGUUCAGCCAAACUUAAAGAAAAACAUUCACUGGGAAGAAAAAGGAGAAAGUGCCUCAUUCUGAGGAUAGGUCGAUAAUCUCAAGGGAGGAAACUAGAGAAUUAUUUUGAUAUUUAAUUGAAAAUCACUGGGUGGAAGGACAAGUUUUAUUUUUCAUGGUUUCCAACUUCUAUAGACUUUUUAUGGAAACACAUGUCAUAAAACUGGGAGGUACAUUUGCCUAAGGUGCUUUUGGCCUCCCAAGCGAGCCAUGGGUGCACAUUUGUGGAUGGAGACAUUAGACUUCAUGUGUGUGCCAAUCUAUCUGCCCUUUCCAUUUUCUGAAUGACCAAACUCCUGUGAGCCCAGAGCUCAUGUUUGCAUUUUGAUCCUGCAAGGCCCUCCUGGGUCAGGGAAUUGCACUUCUCCAGUAGUGACUGCAAAAUCAGCCAGUCAUACACUCAGUAACUUGGUCUCCACAUGUCUCUGAAUGAAGAAUAGGCAGGGGAAAGGACAUUCUUCAGGGCAGAAACUUGUCCCCUAUUUCACUAUGCAAAGUGUGGGUCGUGAUUAUGGGAUCUAAAGAUGGAAUUUGCACAUUCAAGGAAUCAGAGGGCAGUCACAGAAUGUAGUUGCUCUGGAUCAAUUUUAUUUGUAUGUGUCCAUAGUGCAAAAGCAAUUUAUAGUGGACCCUGAUUUCCAUAUUCUAAAUAUUCCCCUCCUAACAGCUGCCCAUGAUUUGGAGGCACAAGUAGGAAAAACAAACGCUGACAGCAGUGACAGAAAGUGUAGGAGUUAGAAAUUUCACACAGUGCUGUUUAUGUAUAUGCUUUGUCUUAACUAACCAGGUCCUGCAAUUAUUACUUUCCCCAGACAGAUUCUAUGCCAAACAAGUGAAAUGCAACCCCCAAAGGAGCAUCUUCUCUCUUAUACCAAAGAUCCAAUUUGUAAAAAAAAUAAAAGUAAAAUCGCAGUGCUUGCCACAAUUGGCUUGUAUCACUAGUAGACACGAAAAGACAGGAAUCCAAAGUAUUUUGAAGGGGACAAAGACAUCCUUUCCAGCCAAGGUUCAAUGGGUCCUCACAGUUUGUUGUCUUUGGAUUUGUUUUAUGCUGGCCGAUGAAAACCUAUAAGGAAUAUCUGUUGACAAAAUGUCUGGAUCCUGCCAUAGCUUUCCUUGUGCUCUUAAAAAUACCUCCCCUAAGCCCUCUUCUUCUUUUGGUAUAUAUGGGGAGGGGAGAGGGAGGGACAUAUCUGAACCAUUUCUCUCGUGUGUUAUGUUUAAGAACAGUUUGUUGUAAGCCACUUUGCAAAAUGUAUUUUGUGUAUAUUUUGUUCGGAGGGAAUUCUUAAAGGAGGAUAUUUUAAAACGAAUCAUAAUUAUUUGUGUUGCUUGUGUUAUACAAUAAAGAAACUACAAAAAAG
Notechis scutatus (mainland tiger snake) is the source of this 11851-nucleotide messenger RNA. RefSeq names its product ARFGEF family member 3 (gene ARFGEF3). Gene Ontology annotation, molecular function: guanyl-nucleotide exchange factor activity. Gene Ontology annotation, biological process: regulation of ARF protein signal transduction. The record is from RefSeq and is a predicted model, not a curated record. Lineage: Eukaryota; Metazoa; Chordata; Lepidosauria; Squamata; Elapidae.